Molecule: messenger RNA, 1364 nt
Organism: Serpula lacrymans var. lacrymans S7.9
Lineage: Eukaryota; Fungi; Basidiomycota; Agaricomycetes; Boletales; Serpulaceae
Exons: 6
Coding region: 129-1274 (381 amino acids)
Biological process (GO): L-leucine biosynthetic process
Cellular component (GO): cytosol
Molecular function (GO): magnesium ion binding; 3-isopropylmalate dehydrogenase activity; NAD binding
Source: RefSeq, a predicted model, not a curated record
GACCGAAUCACUUUUCAAUAACUUUCCACUUGGUGUGCAUACGGGAAUAGCCUGAGAAUCGCGGGACGGGAGAAAGGUGAUCUAAGGUAUCUAUCGCUCCGUUUCAGUCUGACAGUGUUUAUUCCUAAAUGGCACCAAAAUCGUAUCGCAUCGUCGUGCUUCCCGGAGAUGGUAUCGGCCCGGAGGUUGUCGCGCAAGCAACUCGCGUCCUCGAAAUCAUUUCUGACGUCUCCCCCGAUCUGCAACUCAACCUAGAGCCCCAUGAUUUCGGUGGAUGUGCCAUCGAUAAGUAUGGCGAACCCUUGCCCGAGUCAACGUUGAAAGCGUGCCAGGAAGCUGACGCUAUCUUGAUGGGUUCCGUCGGUGGACCUAAGUGGGGCGCUGAUGCCAAAGUUCGUCCUGAACAAGGUCUUCUGGGUAUCCGCAAAGCCCUCGGUCUAUAUGCCAACAUCCGCCCUGCCAACUUCGCAUCGGACUCCCUCCUUGCCUACACCCCCCUGAAACCAGAAGUUGCGAAAGGUGUCGAUAUGAUUGUCAUCCGAGAGCUUAUCGGUGGCCUGUACUUUGGUCCUCGCAAAGAGCAGGGUGUGAGCCCAGACCCAGAUAGCGCCUACGACACCAUGCUUUACAGUGUUCCCGAAGUCCAAAGGAUUACCCGUGUUGCAGCGCAGAUCGCCCUCACAGCAAACCCUCCGCUUAUCAUUCACAACAUCGACAAAGCCAACGUCUUGGCAAGCUCAAGGUUAUGGAGGAGAGUGGUCGUCGAGACACUCGAGAAAGAAUAUCCUCAGCUCACCGUUGAUCACUAUCUGGUUGACACCGCCGCAAUGCUUAUCGUUGCUAGCCCCAAAAAGCUCAACGGUGUUGUUUUGACAGAGAACAUGUUUGGUGACAUUCUCUCAGAUGAAGUCAGUGUUAUUCCCGGCUCUCUAGGUCUCUUGCCUUCCGCAUCUCUAGCCGACGCACCUACCCUCCCAUCGUCAUCAUCAUUCAAGCCCACUUCAGGGCUUUACGAGCCCAUCCACGGCUCCGCUCCUGAUAUCGCUGGGAAAGGUAUCGCCAACCCUGUUGGAACCAUCCUCAGUGCGGCGAUGCUCCUGCGGUAUUCUCUCGGGCUUGAGAAAGAGGCACAAGCCGUGGAAGCGGCGGUCCGGAAAGUUCUCGAUGACGAGGCUAUUGGUGGAUUCGGUAUCAGAAGCGCAGACCUUGGUGGUAAAGCCACGACAAUUCAAAUCGGUGAUAAGGUCGUCGAAGUUUUGAAAGGGCUGUUGUAGGUUCAGUUUGUAAUUGCUGUGCAGUAUAAGAGGCCAAAGAAGUAACUGUACUUGUAUCACAAACGAAACAAUGUGAACUAGUUAUGUUGG